UGGAAACUACAAUCAUCCAUCCAAUCCCAAUACCUACAUUGCCUGCUCUAAUCAAAUAACCUAUGUAAUGCCUUGUCCUGCUGGAUUGGUGUAUAAUGCUCAGAACAACUGGUGUCAAUAUCCUCAGACUUCUACUAUUCUCGGUUCAACCCCACCGCCUUCAUCCUACUGUGCUAAUCGAUCCAAUGGCAACUAUGUCAAUCCCAAUGACAUACACUCCUACAUUGCCUGCUCUGGUUCUCUCACCUAUGUGAUGCCUUGUCCUGCUGGAUUAGUCUAUAAUGGCCCAAGGGACAUGUGUGACUGGCCAAGUGUAUCAGGCAAUACAUACUGUGCUGGUCAGGCUAAUGGGAUCGUGCCACACAGAACCAAGCAGGAUAGCUUUAUCUGUUGCUACAACCAGUGGGAUUAUGGGUUUAGUUGCCAAACAGGAUACGUCUAUUACUACUAUACAAACACAUGUCAAAAUCCAGGUUCUACUCUCUGUACUGGCAAACCCAAUGGAAACUAUGUCAAUCCCAGCAACAUUUACUCCUUCAUCACUUGCUCCAAUCAAAUUCCGUAUGUGAUGUCAUGUCCUGCUGGUCUGGUCUACAAUUUUGCCUUGAAUAUGUGUGAUUGGCCAGCAUCAAGAGAGAACAUCUGCACCAAGAAUGGCGAUGGAAAUUAUCGCAAUUUAGCUGAUGCCAGCUCCUACAUCAGCUGCAGUAAUGGAAUUCCGAAUGUGAUGAAAUGCCCCGCUAAUCUUGUCUUUAAUGAUAAAGGAUAUUGUGAUUGGCCAGACACAGUCACCAAUAAUUUCUGCAGCAGCAGAAAAGACGGCAACUAUGCAAAUGCUUUAAGUGAUACCACCUAUAUUGCCUGCUCCAAUCAAAAUGCAUACGUGAUGCCUUGCCCAUCCAACCUCAUUUAUAACGCUUAUAAAGAUCAAUGUGACUGGUCAGUUUCAUCCACAAACCCCUGCAAUGGAUACUGCCACGGCAGACCUAAUGGACACUAUAGUAAUCUUUAUAACCCUACAGGUUAUGUUGUGUGCUAUGAUGGGUUAACCUAUGUUCAGAGUUGCAAUGCAGGCCUAGUAUAUGAUGCAACUUCUAAUCAGUGCAAUUGGCCAGCAAGACCAGUAAGUUCCAUCUACAGUUUCUGCUCUGCCAGAGCAAAUGGUAACUAUGCCAAUUCCGCUGACUACUCCUCCUAUAUCUCCUGCUCCAAUGAACUCACUUAUAUAAUGCCAUGCCCCGCUGGCCUGAUCUAUAAUCCUGUAAAGGACCAAUGUGACUGGACAGGACCUUUUUACACUGGUUGUAGUUACUGCAGUGACAAAAGUAAUGGACGCUACAUACAUCCCAUUAGAGAAGACAGCUAUUUCUCAUGCAUUAAUCAAAAUUCAUAUGUAAUUUCCUGUCCAAAUGGCGUAACCUAUGAUAGUAACACACAGUGGUGUGCACCUCAAGGCAGAUCAGGCUCUGCAACUUUCUGUGUUGGAAAACAAGAUGGGAAUUAUGCAAAUCCCAGUAACAGUUCCACAUACAUUGCCUGUUCUAAUCAGUACACAUAUGUGAUGCCGUGCUACCCUGGACUGGUCUAUAAUGCAGCAAAGGACUGGUGUGACUGGCCUUCAGCCUCAGCAACUAGUGUGUCUUCUUCAUGUGGCUGCCAGAUUUCUACCAGCUUCUGCAGGACAAAUGUAAAUGGCAACUAUGCUAAUCCAUCCUGCUCCAGAAGUUUCAUCAUGUGCUCAAAUGGACUCACUUACAUAAUGCCUUGUCCAUCAAACCUGAUCUUCAAUGAUAUCUACAAAGUGUGUGUUUUUCCUCCGGGUUCUCCUUAAAGGCCUUACUUUUCCAGAGACAGCAAAGUAACAAACAUGUCCAUAAACAGCAUCAAAUGGAUGAAAAUGAUACUAAAGCCAGAACGUUUUCUGCCACAGCCUGCUGGGAUUUAUAGUUUUACAUGGUUUAGAAAGUCCACUUAAUAUAAUAAGCAAUUACACCUUGUUCUCUGAGUAUCAUUCUUUAAUUAAGAAAUUUCUGAAUUCCUGCAAAAUCCAAAAUAUCCUGAAUUCAGUUAUUCUAAUGAUGCUAAGCAAAAGCAAUGCAGGAAAGGUCAUUUCAUUCUACUGGCUCAAAAUGUUUAAAAACAAGUCAUUGGAUUCUGCUGUCUUCGAAUACUUAGAAAUAUGUUAAUUAAGUGCAAUAACCUAUCUGUUAAUUUUAAAUGAGAAUCACCGCAGAAUAAAUUCCAAUUAAGUGUUUUUCUUGAAAUGCAUAUCAUUUAUUAUUAUUGUGAUUAUUUCUUGCAUUUGACAUCUACUGCAGAUUUAUUUUUUGUUUUCAAAAGAACAAAUAAAUGCUUAUGAUUCAAUA
Molecule: messenger RNA, 2366 nt
Organism: Erpetoichthys calabaricus (reedfish)
Lineage: Eukaryota; Metazoa; Chordata; Cladistia; Polypteriformes; Polypteridae
Product: chondroitin proteoglycan 2-like
Exons: 12
Coding region: 68-1831 (587 amino acids)
Cellular component (GO): extracellular region
Molecular function (GO): chitin binding
Source: RefSeq, a predicted model, not a curated record